Propithecus coquereli (Coquerel's sifaka) is the source of this 3136-nucleotide messenger RNA. It is a transcript of the gene USP5, whose product is annotated as ubiquitin specific peptidase 5 (isopeptidase T). NCBI's taxonomy places the organism in Eukaryota, Metazoa, Chordata, Mammalia, Primates, Indriidae. Bases 65 to 2572 code for a protein of 835 amino acids. The record is from RefSeq and is a predicted model, not a curated record. The transcript is spliced from 20 exons. Gene Ontology annotation, molecular function: cysteine-type deubiquitinase activity; zinc ion binding; protein binding. Gene Ontology annotation, biological process: protein deubiquitination.
GGGAGAGUGGGGGUGAGGCUGGGAACGGUGGGAGCCGCUGUGUGGAGGAGCUGCUGCCGGUGUCAUGGCGGAGCUGAGCGAGGAGGCGCUGCUGUCAGUGUUACCGACGAUCCGGGUCCCUAAGGCUGGAGACCGGGUCCACAAAGACGAGUGCGCCUUCUCCUUCGACACGCCGGAGUCUGAGGGUGGCCUAUACAUCUGCAUGAACACGUUCCUGGGCUUCGGGAAACAAUAUGUGGAGAGACAUUUCAACAAGACGGGCCAGCGAGUGUACCUGCACCUCCGGCGGACCCGGCGCCCGAAAGAGGAGGACGCUACUACAGGCACUGGAGACCCGCCCCGGAAGAAGCCCACCCGGUUGGCUAUUGGUGUUGAAGGCGGCUUUGACCUCACCGAAGAGAAGUUUGAAUAUGACGAGGAUGUGAAGAUUGUCAUUUUGCCAGAUUACCUGGAGAUUGCCCGAGAUGGGUUGGGGGGUCUGCCUGACAUUGUCAGGGAUCGGGUGACCAGUGCAGUGGAGGCCCUGCUAUCGGCUGACUCAGCUUCUCGCAAGCAGGAGGUGCAGGCCUGGGAUGGGGAAGUGCGGCAGGUGUCUAAGCAUGCCUUCAACCUAAAGCAGUUGGACAACCCUGCUCGAAUCCCUCCCUGUGGCUGGAAGUGCUCCAAGUGUGACAUGAGAGAGAACCUGUGGCUCAACCUGACAGAUGGCUCCAUCCUCUGCGGCCGACGCUACUUCGAUGGCAGUGGGGGCAACAACCAUGCUGUGGAGCACUACAGGGAGACAGGCUACCCAUUGGCUGUGAAGCUGGGCACCAUCACACCUGAUGGCGCUGACGUAUACUCAUACGAUGAGGAUGACAUGGUCCUGGACCCCAGCCUGGCUGAGCACCUGUCCCAUUUCGGCAUCGACAUGCUGAAGAUGCAGAAGACGGACAAGACGAUGACCGAGUUGGAGAUAGAUAUGAACCAGCGGAUCGGCGAAUGGGAGCUGAUUCAGGAGUCAGGUGUGCCACUUAAGCCCCUGUUCGGGCCCGGCUACACAGGCAUCCGGAACCUGGGUAACAGCUGCUACCUCAACUCCGUGGUCCAGGUGCUCUUCAGCAUCCCUGACUUCCAGAGGAAGUAUGUGGAUAAGCUGGAGAAGAUCUUCCAGAAUGCCCCGACGGACCCUACCCAGGACUUCAGCACCCAGGUGGCCAAGCUGGGCCAUGGCCUUCUCUCAGGAGAGUAUUCCAAGCCAGCACCGGAGUCAGGUGACGGGGAGCAGGUGCCAGAACAAAAGGAAGUUCAAGACGGCAUCGCCCCUCGGAUGUUCAAGGCCCUCAUCGGCAAGGGCCACCCUGAGUUCUCCACCAACCGGCAGCAGGAUGCCCAGGAGUUCUUCCUUCACCUUAUCAACAUGGUGGAGAGGAAUUGCCGGAGCUCUGAAAAUCCUAAUGAAGUGUUCCGCUUCUUGGUGGAGGAAAAGAUCAAGUGCCUGGCCACGGAGAAGGUUAAGUAUACCCAGCGAGUUGACUACAUCAUGCAGCUGCCUGUGCCCAUGGAUGCAGCCCUUAAUAAAGAGGAGCUUCUGGAGUAUGAGGAGAAGAAGCGGCAAGCCGAAGAGGAGAAGAUGCCGCUGCCAGAACUGGUUCGGGCCCAGGUGCCGUUCAGCUCCUGCCUGGAGGCCUAUGGGGCCCCUGAGCAGGUGGACGACUUCUGGAGCACGGCGUUGCAGGCCAAGUCAGUAGCUGUCAAGACCACACGGUUUGCCUCGUUCCCUGACUACCUGGUCAUCCAGAUCAAGAAGUUCACCUUCGGCUUAGACUGGGUGCCUAAGAAACUGGAUGUGUCCAUCGAGAUGCCAGAGGAGCUGGACAUCUCCCAGUUGAGGGGUACAGGGCUGCAGCCGGGAGAGGAGGAGCUGCCAGACAUUGCCCCACCCCUGGUCACUCCGGAUGAGCCCAAAGCACCCAUGUUGGAUGAAUCCGUCAUCAUCCAGCUGGUGGAGAUGGGCUUCCCCAUGGACGCCUGCCGCAAAGCCGUCUACUACACAGGCAACAGUGGCGCUGAGGCUGCCAUGAACUGGGUCAUGUCGCACAUGGACGAUCCAGAUUUUGCAAACCCCCUCAUCCUGCCUGGCUCCAGUGGGCCCGGUUCCACGAGUGCAGCAGCUGAGCCCCCGCCAGAGGACUGUGUGACCACCAUUGUCUCCAUGGGCUUCUCCCGGGACCAGGCCCUGAAAGCUCUGCGGGCCACGAACAAUAGUUUAGAACGGGCUGUGGACUGGAUCUUCAGUCACAUUGAUGACCUGGACGCCGAGGCUGCCAUGGACAUCUCAGAGGGCCGCUCGGCUGCCGACUCCAUCUCUGAGUCUGUGCCCGUGGGACCUAAAGUCCGGGAUGGUCCUGGAAAGUAUCAGCUCUUUGCCUUCAUUAGUCACAUGGGCACCUCUACCAUGUGUGGUCACUACGUCUGCCAUAUCAAGAAGGAAGGCAGAUGGGUGAUCUACAAUGACCAGAAAGUGUGUGCCUCUGAGAAGCCACCCAAGGACCUGGGCUACAUCUACUUCUACCAGAGAGUAGCCAGCUAAGAACCUGCCCUCACCUUUACCACCGAGGGCAGGGGACAGCCCACCUGGCAUGAGGGAUAGGAGCUGAGGGAUGGACUUCAGCCCCCUGCUCUGUGCCCUUUUUCUUUUUGUUCCUGGCAGCAGGGAAGAAGCUGGAGGCCACAGGAGAAUGGCCAAGCUAUGGCAGAGGGGCUAUAGACUCUGGGGAUGGAGCAGGAAGGGGAUGGGAGGGGGCUGACCGCCUGUCUGUAAGGAGACUUUGUUGCUUCCCCUGUCCCUGGAAUCCACAGUGCUCUGCUUCUGUGUCACCCUGCCCAGCACCCUGGUGUGGAGGGGAAGGGUCUUAUCUGUGUGCGUGCGUGGGUGUAGCUUUGUGCAGCCUCUUCCUGGGGAGGGAGCACCUGUGCCUCCCCUCCCCCUUUGUGUUCGCCCCUGUGUGGUUGGGCAAGGAGGGAUAUGAGGGAAAUGGGUACUCACCCUUGCCCUCCUGCCUCAGUCUCCCCCCUGCCUCCCACCCCCGUCUCUUCCCUUUACUUCUCUGGAAAAUGCCAAAAUACACGAUGUGAAUAAAAGUACAAUGGCUAA